AUUGCCAUCGCCAUGGAGAAGACCAAAGAUCCCCAAGUGAUCAUGGGCAGGUACAGGCUCGGACGCCUUCUAGGACGUGGCAGCUUCGCCAAGGUUUACAAGGCCCAUAACGUUUCCACCGGCGAGGCCGUGGCAAUCAAGGUGUUCGACAAGGAGGGCGUGCGCAGGUCCGGCACGAUGGAGCAGGUGAAGCGCGAGGUGGACGUGAUGCGGCGGAUUCGUCACCCAAACGUCGUCCGCCUGCACGAGGUGAUGGCCACGCGCUCCAGGAUCUACUUCGUUAUGGAGUACGCGAGCGGCGGCGAGCUCCUCGCGCAUCUCGCCCGGAGCACGCGCUUCACGGAGCCCGUGGCGCGCCGCUACUUCCAGCAGCUGAUCACGGCGGUGGAGUUCUGCCACAGCCGCGGCGUGUACCACCGCGACCUCAAGCCCGAGAACCUCCUCCUCGACGCGCACGGCAACCUCAAGGUCUCCGACUUCGGGCUCAGCGCGCUUUCCGACGGCGCCUCACGCCUCCGCGGGGACGGGCUCUUGCACACUACGUGCGGCACGCCGGCGUACGUCGCUCCCGAGGUGAUCCAGAAGGGUGGCUACGACGGCGCAAAGGCGGACAUCUGGUCGUCCGGCGUGAUCCUCUUCGUGCUCCUCGCCGGCUACCUCCCUUUCAAAGACACCAACCUCGUGCGCCUGUACCAGAAGAUCGCGCGCAGCGACUACAAGUGCCCCGCGUGGUUCUCCGUGGACGCGCGCAAGAUCCUCGCCCGGCUGCUCGACCCGAACCCCAAGACACGGAUCACCGUCACCAAGCUCAUGGCCAGGACCUGGUUCCGGAAAGACCCCUGCCCCCUUGACGACAAGCCCCUCGUCACGAGGGAACCCGCCGUGUUCCUCGGCAACGAAGCCGAACCCCAUCACGACGAACACGAGGGCGCCCGGAAACGGAAAAGGUCCAAGGCGAUCGCGUCGUCGCCAACCAUCCGAGUGAGGCCCACGAGCAUGAACGCCUUCGACAUCAUCUCGAGGUCGAACGUGCUGGACCUGGCCAAGAUGUUCGACGUCCCGGAGCACAGGUCGGAGGCCCGGUUCUCAACCAAGGAGACCAUGACGACGAUCGUCUCCAAGCUGGGGAAGAUCGCGGAGGCGGGGAGGUUCAGCUUGAAGCUGAACAAGGACAAGGGGAGGGUCGAGCUGGAGGGGAGCCAGGACGGCCGGAACGGGGCGCUGGCAUUGGAGGCGGAGAUCUUUGAGGUGGCGCCGUCAGUGCACGUGGUGGAGAUGAGGAAGACGGGCGGCGACUCGCUGGAGUUCAGGGACUUCUACAAGCAGGAGCUGAAGCCGUCGCUGGGCGACAUCGUGUGGGCGUGGCAGGGAGGUGACUCGCCGCCGCCGCGGACGCACGCGCCGGCGGUGCCUAGGCCAAACACGUAG
Molecule: messenger RNA, 1428 nt
Organism: Lolium rigidum
Lineage: Eukaryota; Viridiplantae; Streptophyta; Magnoliopsida; Poales; Poaceae
Product: CBL-interacting protein kinase 30-like
Exons: 1
Biological process (GO): signal transduction; protein phosphorylation
Molecular function (GO): ATP binding; protein kinase activity
Source: RefSeq, a predicted model, not a curated record